GUACCUAGUUAUGUUCAGGCCUGAGUGCUGAGUGCCAGUAUACUUUGAGAUUUCCUCAGAGUACACGUCUAUAACUACAGAGCGAUAGUAGUGUUGGAAUCUGAGUAUAAUGGGUAACUGUUGUGAUACCAGAGUCCUACCUCAAGAAUGUACUAACACACCCUUCUCAACUGAUGACCGUCCUCGGACAAAAUCCUCACUGACCGUGGGCUCCAGAAAACGCCGGAACAUAUUUAGAAUCAUAAGAAAUAUCCACCACAAGAAUCCUGUUGUUCCCAUGGAAGCUGAAGAACAUCAAGCCCCAACUUCCUCAUCUAUACAAAAACCACAAAAUGAAACAAAAGCUAAACAUGGUGACGGUACAACUUCAGAAGAGGACGAGGAAAAGUCACCACUGCGUAGGGUUAAGGUAGCUUCUAAAAGAAGCAGACAUAGGAUUCCGUUCUUGAGAAACAAGUGUCGGAGGGGCAGUCUCCUCCCAAUGGAUGCUCAAGAAUGUGACUUUAUAGAUACAAGUUGUGAAGGAAAACCACAAGACAACCUAGAAGUGGUAGCUGAAUGCUCUGAUGGUGCAGCUUUGUCAGUGGACAAGGGGAAAGGACCAGUGAAAAUGGCAGAGGCAACAUCGAAAAAACGAAGAUGUGUUUCUGCAAUCUUAAAGAAAUUUUCUCGAAGGCGAGUGGUGGCCCCCAUUAAACUGAGAAGACCUGUAGUCCUCCCUGGCACCUCCAAAGAAACAGCACCUGUCACAACAGAAGUGGUCCCUGAAAAUGCUGACAGUGCACCUUCAGCAAGGGGACAGAAAGAGCCACCAGUAGAGAUGAUGAAGGAGGAGACUAAAAAACGUAGACACAUUUUUUCUAUCUUAAGAGGAAUUUGUCAUAAGACAACUGUAGUCCCUCAGGACACGCAGAGACUUCCAGUCUCUAAGGCUACAUCUACAAAAGCAACUGAAAUAAAAGCAAAAGACAUACCGGAGAAUACUGAGACUAUGGAGUCGGUGGAAGAAAGAAAACAGAGACGCAUUACUGCACUAUUAAAAAGAGUUGAAGAGAAGCAAGCUAUGGCCCCUCCAGAGGUUUGUGGACCACAAGUCUGUAACAUUCCUUCGCCUAAAACAAAUGUCAGGCAUGAUAAAGAGAAUGCCACUGCAGCUUCACCACUGAGCAAAGACCAUACAUCACAGUCUGUGACAAUGGUGGAACCCAAAGGAUGUAAAUUUUCUUCAGUCUUUAGAAAAUUUUAUAGGACGGACUCAAGUCCCCCCCAGGCUCCGGAGAAACCUUCAGCCCUUAAAGGUGCAUCCAAAGAAACCCAACCAACUAUUAAAACAGGAAGUCAGUGUACACCUGAAAUUAAAGAAAUAUUUUGUAAAAAAGAAGAGUUUGAAUAUCAUGAUGAGGGGUCCUGGGAAGAAUACCAAAGCUAUUUCCCACAUGGUAUCCAUGUUCCAGAUUCAAGACAAACCAUUGCUUCCACCCUGAUAGGGAGUUGUAUAGCCGAGGUGGGAGAUACAGAUAUGGAAAAAGAACAAAAUACUCUGGAUAGUACAGAGAAUUUUCCUGAAGCCAUAGAAGUCCAGCAGUGGGAAUUGAGAAAAACAUCGAACACUGUUGCUCCUGCUGUCAAUGUAUUAUUUUUAGCACCACCAACAUCUUCGGAUGACGAAGAGUAUUAUACACCCAUAAAAAGAAAGAAGAGGAGGAAAAAGAGGAGGCGCUAUUACUAAGCGAAAGCCUCCAUUAUUGCUCCAGCAGGCUGGUUCAGACCAUUCACCACUGGGGCAGGACCACCUGCUGUGCUGCUUCUCAUCUCUCUCCUUUGAUGUGACACUGCCUGCCCCCUGCCUGAGGCCACACCAGGUUCUCCAAGAUUUUCUGGAAUUAUCAGCAAACUGUGAAUUUAGGAGUUUCUGUUAAAAGGCCAUUCUGACCACUUAACUAGAAACUUGGAGUGACUGGGGGUGGGCUUCCCUCUUUAUAAAGCACAGGCAUUAUUAAACAUUUGAGCCUUGAUCAGAA
Molecule: messenger RNA, 2021 nt
Organism: Mus musculus (house mouse)
Lineage: Eukaryota; Metazoa; Chordata; Mammalia; Rodentia; Muridae
Product: RIKEN cDNA 4921528I07 gene
Exons: 27
Coding region: 110-1729 (539 amino acids)
Source: RefSeq, a predicted model, not a curated record